Molecule: messenger RNA, 2244 nt
Organism: Fopius arisanus
Lineage: Eukaryota; Metazoa; Arthropoda; Insecta; Hymenoptera; Braconidae
Product: endonuclease/exonuclease/phosphatase family domain-containing protein 1
Exons: 6
Coding region: 249-1904 (551 amino acids)
Biological process (GO): DNA repair
Cellular component (GO): plasma membrane
Molecular function (GO): DNA binding
Source: RefSeq, a predicted model, not a curated record
AGCCUCUACUUUAGUCAAUCCUCUUUGGGGAUAAGUACGAAAGAGUUUUUCAUCCUCUCUCGAUAAUCUCCACGAAAGGACAAGAUAAAUCAAGAAUUUUCAUUUCACGCGAAAUGGAGAGUUGGAGUGACUGGUGGUGAUUUUAUUUUUUUUUAUCUAAAAAAUCAUAAUGUCGAUGGACUCUGGUCGGCUGGUGGUGGGUGGACGCACGAGGGAAUCCAACGACUUCAGGGUCGACAGGUGACUCUAUGAAAUACAGUGGCAAUUACGUGAUAACGUUUACCUGGAAAAAUCUGGGGAUAAUGGGACAGUCACACAGUGCUGAGGGAAGGUACAAGCUGAGGAGACCCAGCUUCAAGCAGAUCACAAUGGGAAAGAGACGGAUUAAUUACUCCAAAAAUUUGUCACACACAUUCUCAUUCCCCGACGAAACAAUCAAGCCCCAGCAAUUGAACAUCAACACAGCAACUGAGGAAGAGCUCAUGACACUGCCCGGUAUAACCCGAAAUAUAGCAGUAAAUAUCGUCAGCCAUAGAAGACUGAUAGGUAGAUUCAACAGAAUCGAGGACGUAGCCCUUGUCUCAGGAGUUGGUGCUCAAAAAUUGGAGAACAUAAAGCUCGAGGUGUACGUGACAUCAGUAAAUGGCAGCGGUACAUCAUCAAGAGCAUCAACAACAUUGGACUCGAUGGGAAAUACAGAAAGCCCAGUUGACGUCAACUUGGCUAGUGUUUUUGAUCUUCAGACACUGCCUGGUGUCGAUCAGGAAUUGGCAUCGAGAAUUGUUGAGAAACGAGCGAAGCAUGGGUGGUAUCACUCCCUCGAUGAGAUCGCCAAGCUGAGGGGAAUGGGUAAGCAUCGAUUUGCGAUGAUAAAGCCACACCUGAAGAUCAAUGUGUCCAAUGGAUUGGUAAUGAGAACACCGAGCAGUGACAGUACUUUACCAGCUUGGGAUAUACCCCAGGCAUCGAGUACUCCAAGGCUCAAUAAUGUUGGAAGAAAAUCCGGACGAAUUGAUCGAGAGGAAUUCACUGAACCAAUUGUGCCAGAGAACGACGAGAAUGAAAAACACUUCGAGCUGAGCACUGGAAUAUCAGAGAAGGAGAUAUGGGAAUUGCUGAGCAUCGCCAGUCCUCGUCCAAGUCUGAGAUUCGAGUGCAUCCACAGGUCUUUCGUGAGGAAAACGAUAAGAAUAGCUUCCUGGAAUCUUACGUCAUUCACUGCUGAUAAGGCGAGCAAUCCUGGGGUGAUGGAGGUCGUCUGUCGGACUAUUCUUGAGAAUCAGAUCUGUCUUCUGGCUCUUCAGGAAGUCAAGAGCCCUGAGGCACUGGAGAUUCUCACUAAUGAGCUCAAUUUACCGACUCUCAAGAGAGUCAGGGAUUGGCGAGAGAACAAGAGGAAGUGGCACUCGGUGCACCUCGGUGCUGGUCUCGCUGUCCUGUGGGAUGCCGAUCCCAGGAAGAAUAUCAGCCUCAGGGAGCAGCCACCAGCUACCAAAGUAUUUCUUCCAGUUCUUGCCUCUAUGAUAUUCCAUAUUAAUAAAAUCGAUUUAACGAUAAUAAACGUCCAGAUGCAUGGACCGGACGACAUGAAGAUAAUCGAGAGAUUCCUGGAUGCUAAGAAUUCAAUAUUCCUCGGUGAUUUCUCGUGGACAGACGACACGACGAAUUGCAGUGGCAAUAUAAUGAUCGAUACGAAUACAGCAGUUAACAGCGACAAGUACUUUUACAAGGAUAGAAUAAUCUGGCGUGAGGAUUCCUCGAAAUUAUUUGAUACAGGACUCCACCGAGUGGUGAGACAGGGGCUCAUGCACUUGGGAAUACCUCAGGGAUGGAGAUGGGGUGGUCCAGCAUCGGAUCACUGUCCAGUCUGGUGUGAAAUAUUCACAGAACCCAGUGACACGUGAUACACUUCCAUUUAUCUAUUGACUAAUGAUUUUUCUCCUUCGCAACGAUUUUCAGGGGAGAGUUAAACUUAAUUUACAAUUAUCAUCGUUAAAACUUCCUCAAAAAAUUGAUACCCUUCCUCAAUGAAUUAAUUACGAUAACGAGUUGAUAAAAUAGUCGUUGUCACAUGGCCUCAGAUGAUUGAGAGAUUUAAUAUCUAGCAGUAUUCUUCUUCUUGAUCUUCAAUUGAUAAAAAAGAAGAAUAAAGACUGACUAUUUCGAUUGUACGAGACAAUGCGAUGCUGGUAUAUCGUAUUACUGAUGUAUUAUAUUGUAAAAUAUAAGAGAAUUAUUUUCCUA